Ictalurus punctatus (channel catfish) is the source of this 2170-nucleotide messenger RNA. RefSeq names its product transmembrane protein 120Aa (gene tmem120aa). The transcript has 12 exons. Gene Ontology annotation, biological process: fat cell differentiation. The record is from RefSeq and is a predicted model, not a curated record. Gene Ontology annotation, cellular component: membrane. The coding region runs from base 225 to 1265 and encodes 346 amino acids. NCBI's taxonomy places the organism in Eukaryota, Metazoa, Chordata, Actinopteri, Siluriformes, Ictaluridae.
UUGGGAUUGAACCAUACCUCUCUUCCGCUCGCCUCCCUCCUCUUGCUGCUGCUGAUUGAACCUCUCUUCUGCUCGUCUUCUUGUGUUCAGACGAAGCCCGUCCAUCAAAUAGCGAACUAUCUUGCGAGCUAAUUUACUGUGGAUUACUUCAGCGAGAGUAGGUGGGAGUUAUCUUUAAGCCAGUUCGGUAGCUUUCUAGAUUUCUUCAGUCAGCAACUCUCACGAUGUUAUUUAGCCCAACCUCUUUUACCGAAUGUUUACAAGAAUGGGAAGAUCUCGAAAAGGACUUUCAACAAGUUCAGGAGACCCAUCGCCUCUACAAACAAAAGCUGGAGGAGGUUUCCAAAUUACAGAAUAGCUGUUCCACUUCUAUUUCACGACAGAAGAAAAGGCUAAAAGAGCUUUCAGCCUCACUUGAAGAAUGCAAACAGAAAGGGAACCCAGAGGACAUAAGCACUAUAGAUGAGAUCCAAGAAUCAAUGAAAGAAAGACCAAAUGUAUUUUUCGAGAUGGAGGCCUUCCUUCCAAAGAAAAAUGGGUUAUACCUCAGUCUUGUGCUUGGAAACGUGAAUGUUACCCUCCUUAACAAACAGGCCAAGCCACUAGAGUGGUUUCCUGUUUGCUUGGUUCCUUGUGGAGUAGCAAUAGUAAUGGAAAGUCAUCACCAUGUGACCGUAACAUCAACUAGGCAGCAUGUAAAAGGCCCUCCAGUGCUUGAUGUACUUUUCAACUUUCUUUUGGUGUGGUAUUACUGCACAUUGACGAUAAGAGAGAGUAUACUAAUUAAUAACGGCUCUAAGAUUAAGGGCUGGUGGGUAUUUCAACAUUAUGUCUCAACUUUCCUCUCUGGAGUAAUGCUGACUUGGCCUGAAGGAGAACGCUACCAAAUGUUUAGGAACCAGUUCCUGUCUUACUCUAUGUAUAUAAAUUUCGUCCAGUUUCUUCAGUACUACUACCAGAGUGGCUGUCUCUACCGACUUCGUGCCUUGGGAGAGAGACACAACAUGGACCUCACAGUUGAGGGUUUUCAGUCCUGGAUGUGGACGGGACUAACUUUUCUGUUGCCUUUCCUUUUCUUUGGCCAUUUUUGGCAACUCUACAAUGGAAUCACACUUUUCCAAAUGGCUCAACUGCCAGAAUGGAAAGAGUGGCAGGUCCUUAUGUGUGGCUCCACCUUCCUUGUGCUGUUUAUGGGAAACUUCUUCACAACACUGGGUGUAGUUUACCAAAAAUACACAAAUCAGGACAAAGCAAAAGAUUUAUGAAAGAAAACCAAACACUCCCAAAGUCUUUGUCCACAGAGAAAUUCUUUUUUGUUUUAUACAAAUGUUUUUAUGGCCUUAGUUGUGCUGUAUAUUAUUGUGUGAAGCUUUAGUUUCACUCUUUACUGUACUGCAAUUGUAAUGUGCUUUUCUAAUUUACAGAUUUUAACUUAAAAUGUGUGCAUAACAUGAUGAAUGCUAAUACAGUCAAUAUGAAACGAAGUAAGGUGACGCUUCAUAGCUCCUUGUAGUUUGAUCCUGAGUGUCUGAGCAGGAGUUAGUUUGUGUUCUACCCAUGUCAGUGUGAGUUUCCUCUGAGUUUUCCAGUUUCUUCCCAUCUGGUUGGUGGAUUGGCUAUAGUAAACUGCCCUGAGUGCGAGUGUACGUGGUGCCCUGUCAUGGACUACCAUCCCAUCCAGGGUGUGUUCCUGGAAUAGGCUCUGGACCUACUGGGACAGGGCCCAUGAUAAAGCACUUACUGAUGGAUGGAUGAAUAAAUUGAUGAAUGAAUGAAUGGAUGAAUGAAUGAAUGAAUGAAUGAAUAUUGAACAAAAAGCUGAAUGCAGCUUCUUAUGCUGUGCAUUAGGUUAAAAUAUUUUAUUAAUCUGAAACUCAAAAUAAAAAUGGCUUAACCAAUUUUUAUUAAACUUAACUAAGCACCAUUUUAUGUUUUUUUUUACAACAUUGUAAUAAUUAUUAUUUUGUCAUGAUUAGGGUUGGAAUGUAGGACUAAGUAUAAAAUGAUUUUAUCUUAAUCCACUGCAAUCCUAAAACCAAGGAAGGUAAUGGGCACAGUCAGGGGUUAAACGUGUUUUUUAAUUUAUUUAUUAUUUUUUUUUUUUAUAAAGUUAUUACUUAAUAUCUGACUCCAAUAAUCAAUUAAAGAUCUGACUAAAAUCUUUUAUUCA